This is a messenger RNA of Chinchilla lanigera (long-tailed chinchilla), 2853 nucleotides long. RefSeq names its product RAR-related orphan receptor B (gene Rorb). Gene Ontology annotation, cellular component: nucleus. The record is from RefSeq and is a predicted model, not a curated record. Gene Ontology annotation, molecular function: nuclear receptor activity; RNA polymerase II cis-regulatory region sequence-specific DNA binding; zinc ion binding. Gene Ontology annotation, biological process: regulation of transcription by RNA polymerase II. The transcript has 10 exons. The coding region runs from base 602 to 1981 and encodes 459 amino acids. Lineage: Eukaryota; Metazoa; Chordata; Mammalia; Rodentia; Chinchillidae.
CUCGCUCCCUUCCUCUCUGUAACUGAACAGUGAAAAUUAACAUCGUGGAUCCGCUAACAGGCACAGAUGUCAUGUGAAAACGCACAUGCUCUGCCAUCCACGUCGCCUUUCUUUCUUUUCUGUUUCCUUUUUUCCCCCCCAUUGCUCCUUCUCCCUCUUCUUUGUAACUAACAAAACCACCACCAACUCCUCCUCCUGCUCCUGCCCUUCCUCCUCCUCCUCAGUCCAAGUGAUCACAAAAGAAAUCUUCUCAGCCCGGAGGCGGUGACAUUUUUAAAAAGCAAGCACACUGGAGAGAAAGAAAAAAAGCAAAACAAAACCCAGGCACCAACCGCCCAGGACAUUUUUUUCACCCUUUCUGAAAGCAAACAAACAAACCAACAGCCAUCAAAACAGUCAGCACCGCCACCGUCAGCGCUGAACCCGGCGGCGGCCCCGGUCAGCCCGCGGCCGCAGAGUGCGCCCGGAGGGAUGGUGCUCGCGGCGCGGCUGCUGGUCGCCGACCCCCUACUCCACGCCUGCUGAGCGGGAUUUUUGGGCUCUCUGGGGUUCGGGCUGGCAGCAGCUUCAUGACUACGCGGAGCGGGACAGCGGCCACACCAUGCGAGCACAAAUUGAAGUGAUACCAUGCAAAAUUUGUGGCGAUAAGUCCUCCGGGAUCCACUACGGAGUCAUCACGUGCGAAGGCUGCAAGGGGUUCUUUAGGAGGAGCCAGCAGAACAAUGCCUCCUACUCCUGCCCUAGGCAGAGAAACUGCUUGAUUGACAGGACCAACCGAAACCGUUGCCAACACUGCCGACUGCAGAAGUGUCUUGCCCUAGGAAUGUCGAGAGAUGCUGUGAAGUUCGGAAGGAUGUCCAAGAAGCAAAGGGACAGCCUGUAUGCAGAGGUGCAGAAGCACCAACAGCGACUGCAGGAGCAGCGGCAGCAGCAGAGCGGGGAGGCAGAGGCCCUCGCCAGGGUCUACAGUAACAGCAUCAGCAAUGGCCUGAGCAACCUGAGCAACGAGACCAGCGGCACUUACGCCAAUGGGCACGUCAUCGAUCUGCCCAAGUCUGAGGGGUACUACAGCGUGGAUUCUGGCCAGCCAUCCCCCGAUCAGUCAGGACUUGACAUGACUGGGAUUAAACAGAUAAAGCAAGAACCCAUCUAUGACCUCACAUCGGUACCUAACUUGUUUACCUAUAGCUCUUUCAACAACGGGCAGUUAGCACCAGGCAUAACCAUGAGUGAAAUCGACCGAAUUGCACAGAAUAUCAUUAAGUCCCAUUUGGAGACAUGUCAGUACACCAUGGAAGAGCUGCACCAGCUGGCAUGGCAGACCCACACCUAUGAAGAAAUCAAAGCGUAUCAGAGCAAGUCCAGGGAAGCGCUGUGGCAGCAGUGUGCUAUCCAGAUCACACACGCCAUCCAGUACGUGGUGGAGUUCGCCAAGCGGAUCACAGGCUUCAUGGAGCUCUGUCAGAACGACCAGAUUCUACUUCUGAAGUCAGGUUGCUUGGAGGUGGUUUUGGUGAGAAUGUGCCGUGCCUUCAACCCGUUAAACAACACUGUUCUGUUUGAAGGAAAAUAUGGCGGGAUGCAGAUGUUCAAAGCCUUAGGUUCCGAUGACCUAGUGAAUGAAGCAUUUGACUUUGCAAAGAAUUUGUGUUCCUUGCAGCUGACGGAGGAGGAGAUUGCUUUGUUCUCAUCUGCUGUUCUGAUAUCUCCAGACCGAGCCUGGCUGAUAGAACCAAGGAAGGUCCAGAAACUUCAGGAAAAAAUUUAUUUUGCACUUCAACACGUGAUUCAGAAGAAUCACCUGGAUGACGAGACACUGGCAAAGUUAAUAGCCAAGAUACCAACCAUCACAGCUGUGUGCAACUUGCACGGGGAGAAGCUGCAGGUAUUUAAGCAAUCUCAUCCAGACAUAGUGAAUACACUGUUUCCUCCGUUGUACAAGGAGCUCUUUAAUCCGGACUGUACCACGGUGUGCAAAUGAAGGGGACCAGAGAACUGUCUCAUAGUCGUGGAAUGCGUCACCAUUAAGACAAAAGCAAUGUCAUGAAGACUUAAGAAAAAUGUCACUACUGCAACAUUAGGAAUGUCCUGCACUUAAUAGAAUUAUUUUUCACCGCUACAGUUUGAAGAAUGUAAAUAUGCACCUGAGUGGGGCUCUUUUGUUUGUUUGUUUUUGAAAUGACCAUAAAUAUACAAAUAUAGGACACUGGGUAUUACCCUUUUUUAAUUUUAUUCGGGUAUGUUUUGAAGACAACUGUUUAUAGAAUUUUAUUGUAGAUAUAUACAAGAACAGAGCAGUACUUUACAUGAUUACUUUUCCUGUUGAUUGUUCAAAUAUAAUUUAAGAAAAUUCUACUUAAUAGGCUUAUCUAUUUCUAUGUUUUUAGAUAGUUGAUGCAUGUGUAAAUUUGUAGCUGUCUUGGAAAGUACUGUGCAUGUAUGUAAUAAGUAUAUAAUAUAUGAGAAUAUUAUAUAUGACUAUUACUUAUACAUGCACAUGCACUGUGGCUUAAAAUACCAUACCGACUAGCAAUGGAGGUUCAAUCAGGCUCUCUUAUAUUAUUUACUUUCUGUGUUACAUGUUACUUUUAUGUUAGACAAUCAGGGUUUUGUUUUUCCAGCCAGAGUUUUCAUCCGUAGUCAGGAGCAGGAUGGUACCAGUUCAAAAAUAAGUCUACAGAGGAAUCAGUAUAAUGCACGGCCUCUAUAUAAAAAUGCUGUUUCUAUCAAUGAUAUCAAAGCCUUGUCAGGAUGGUACAUACUUGGGGGCAGUAUUUGGAGCCAUUUUCCUGUUUUAAGAAUUGAGCUGCAAAUAAUAUGGCAAGAGCCAGUACUUUUUUUUUUUUGACCAAA